Messenger RNA from Acanthosepion pharaonis, 1110 nucleotides. The record is from the annotation of a GenBank genome assembly. NCBI's taxonomy places the organism in Eukaryota, Metazoa, Mollusca, Cephalopoda, Sepiida, Sepiidae.
AUGAUUAAGGAAUGUGUCGUCUCUCGCUUUGAACCAGGAAUUCGUUCUCUUUCGUCUGCUGCCUCCUCUUUGCAUCAUCAGUGGACGCACGACGAAGAAUACUUUGUUUUUUUUCCUACAAAAUGUGUGCCCUUUGUCUUUGCAACGUUUAAUUUCUUCUUUCUUUCUUUCUUUUUAACUAUUUUCACUUGCACACUUAUUAUCAUUCCUUCUUUUUCUUUCUUUCUUUCUGCUUCUGUCUUCUAUGCAUUAUUCUUUUUUUUCUUUCUUUCUUUCACCCCUCUAGCAUUCAUUUGUCUUUCUUUCUUUCUUUCUUUCUUUCUUUCUUUCUUUCUUUCUUUCUUUCUUUUCUUUCUUUCUGUCUGUCUGUCUGUCUGUUUUUAUUAUUCUUUCUUUCAUUCAAUAUUUCAUUCUGUCUUACUUUUCCCCCCUGACUCUCAUUCAUUCAGUUUGACUUUCAUUCAUCAAUUCAUUCAUUCUUUAUUUAUUUCUAUUAGCCCCUGUCUUUCUUUCUUUCUUUCUUUCUUUCUUUCUUUCUUUCUUUCUUUCUUUCUUUCUUUCUUUCUUUCUUUCUUUCUUUCUUUCUUUCUUUCUUUCUUUCUUUCUUUCUUCAUUUCUUUCUUUCUUUCUUUCUUUCUUUCUUUCUUUCUUUCUUUCAUUUCUUUCUUUCUUUUUUCUUUCUUUCUUUCUUUCUUUCUUUCUUUAUUUCUUUCUUUCUUUAUUUCUUUCUUUGUUUCUUUCUUUGUUUCUUUCUUUCUUUCUUUGUUUCUUUGUUUCUUUGUUUCUUUCUUUCUUUCUUUAUUUCUUUCUUUCUUUCUUUCUUUCAUCUUUCUAUAUCUUUACUUAUUUAUUUGUUCCUCACUGACUUUCUUUUAUUCUGUCUACCUUUCAUUCACCCAUUCAGUCCUCCUUUAUUUCUUUCUGUCAGUCUCUCUGUCUUUCUUUAUUUGUCUCUUUCUUUCUUUCUCUCUUUUCUUUUUACAAAUUGCUUUUUUAAAUUUUCAUUCACUUUAUUCUAUUUUUGAAUUCCUUUUCAUUUUGUUUUCUUUUGUUUAUUUUCCCCUUCCUCCACGUUUCCACAUCUUUCAUCCUCUUUCUUCCUUUCAUUAA